GGUGUCCACGUAAUGGAGCAGCACGAGAAGGGCCAGAACGAAGGUCUGUCAUGAUUCUGACGAAAAGGCGUCGGGUGGCGGUGGUGGUGCUGAUCACGUUAUGUUCGUUCUCACUGCUGAGCUACAACUACAUUCCCAUCAGCCACGACUACUUUUUCUACUAUCUACGGACUUCAGACUUCAUUAGCGUUUCGGAUGGACUGUACCCGAACCGCAGUUGGGCGCCAUUCUACCGGAGGGCAGACAUCUUCAGCCGUGCAGACAAGCCCCGUAUCCUGUUCUGGACAACCGUGUUCGGCGACUGGUAUUCGGGCCUGAGCAAGAACGGAACAGCAGAGCUGCGCUAUUGGCAACCGAUCGGUGGCUGUGCCGACCGCUGCUACAUCGCCAACGACCGUCGCACCUUGUCCGUCAGCGACGCCAUCGUUUUCUACGCCUGCGACCUGAACGCCUCCGACCUGCCAAGUUACAGAGCCGAGGGCCAAAAGUGGGUACUCUGGUCCCUCGAGGCACCCACCACCUGCGACCUGUCGCCUGUGGUGUCUAUGAAAGACGCCUUCAACUGGACCAUGACGUAUAGACGCGACUCCGACAUCGUGGACGCGUACGCUAAGGUGACGCAGCGUAUCAAACCAAUCUCCUACUCCGUGGAGCGUCUCGAGCGAACCUGGCGCAACAAGAAAGUCACGGCCGUCUGGGCUGUCAGCCACUGCAAAACUUUCGGCAAGCGCGAAAACUUCGUGGACGAGUUGCGCCAACACCUGUCGGUGGACGUAUACGGCAAGUGUGGCAACUUGUCGUGCUCGCGUGACGUGCGCUUCGCCUGUUACGAAAUGUUUGAGCGCGAAUACUUCUUUCUCCUGUCUUUCGAGAACACCGUCUGCAGGGACUACGUCACGGAGAAGCUUUAUCUGGCCCUGCUUUACGACAUCAUUCCGGUGACGUUUGGUGGCGCGGACUACCAGGCCGUGGCGCCUCCGGGCUCUUAUAUUGACGCGCUUCAAUUUAGGACACCUAAAGAUCUCGCCGACUACCUCAAAAAAGUUGCAGAAAAUUUUGGCUUGUACAAAAGCUUCUUCGAAUGGAAAGGACGAUAUCAUGUCGAGCCGUGGGUGUAUUAUACGUUUUGCGAGCUGUGCACGAAGCUUUACAGUUCCAGCUUUAGUCAAAGAUCUGUGUAUCCGAGUAUAAUCCAAUGGUGGAACCAGAGUUCUCACUGCACAGCUUGGAAUCGAGAAACAAAACAACUUUACCGAUAGCCAGGUAAGUUGAAAGUAUGUAUUCACCUGUCAUUUAUAAACGUACCAGCGGCGAAACCGCACAUAGGUUAAUCCCAAAGACACUGCUGGCUUGCUUUACACAUCAUUACAUGCGUCAUCCUCCUAUGUCAAAGAUGAGCGUCACAUUUGACACAAAGUGUUCUAUUGUAAUUACUCAUUUGCCUCGCUAUAUAUCAAUUUAAAACGCCUAAACGUACUCGACAGUAGUGACUAUAGGAUCCAUUCGUUCCUACCUUCUGCUUUCCUUGCGUAGUGCACAUCGCUACUAAGGCAAUAUGUUGAGCUUUUUUAAAAUACAGUCAGACCCGGCUCUUUCGAACUAGGAUAAAUCGAAUUAUCCUUUAUAACGAGCAAUUUUUGAACAUGAUGAUGCCUUAACGUCAAUGCACAAGAAAAUGUGCUGCUACAUCAAACAAAAAUAGCCGUGACACUUCAUACAUCGAACAUUGAGCAGUUUUAAACGCCCCAAGAAGUUGGCUUUCCCUCACGAGCGGUUCGCUUUCCUCACGGAAGGGGUCUUUCCCGCGUGUAUCUGAAGGAGCAAGCGGUGUGAUUAGGAGGGAAUUUAAUAGCGUCAGAAUGCGAGCCUGUUGGCACGUAUCCUUAGGAAAAACAGCGCAAAAGCAAACACGGACGAGUAGACACAGGAGUAGCGCUAUUUGAGUGUCUGCUUGUCCGUGUUUCCUUUUGCGCUGUUUGACCUAAGGAUUAGGCGGGAGCCGCGCGGAGCGAGUAGAAACUGCCGCUUGCCAUCGUACAGCGUCCCGAAGCUCUCUCAGUGCGAUAUUGAAAAACAAGGCCGACAUUAUAGGCUAAGGCAGUCGAGGGUUCCGGCACCCGACGAGUACGCAUAUCUGCGUAUAAGGAUGUUCAGGCGCUGUUUACAAUGAAAGUGUUAUAUUCUAACGUACAACACGCCCCUGCAUGUAACCGGCACCACGCCCAACUACAGACCGCGGAAAAAAAAUAAAGCGUACAGAACAUUCAGGAUACCUUCCCCUAUCGGAAAAAGAGGAGCAACUUCCGAAGCAUGACCUACUUACUACUUUCCUUUCUUUCUGUCUCCCUUUCCAUCCUCGGCGGAAGCGAAAGGGCUCUGAUUGGUUGCGGGCGUGGCGUGAGGGCGCGCCUACGCAGUUGGCAUCGUCCCUAAUGACUCACGUUCAGGCGCUGCGCCGUGCUCCCGACCGGGCUGCAGAAAUUAGGCGCCUUUUCCUCUUCAAACCACUACUACCACCACUCACGUUCCGGUGCCGGCGCAGGAGCGUGAGGUCCCGCGUUCAUAUCCAGGCAACAAUGAAAUGCAGAAGAGUGGUAGUAAGUUGGGCGAGUUGCUAAUGAUCCAUUAUGUAACUGUUUGUGCUUUCCUCUCCUCUUGUGUUACCGUCCGUUUUUUGCGCAGUUACAUAAUGGAACAAUGAAAGGUGGCUACGUGAAGUGACAAGUGACCUCGUUGAAAAUUCAGAUUGCCAUAUCAAAAACGGCUGGUCGCCGACAAGCCCACGAUCGAGAGAGCGUCACUUAUUGGGAAACGGCGCAUACAAAUUUCGAAUGUGACCGGCGCACCUUCGAGGGCCGCAUUUCUAGGCCCCGGCGCCGGCUGUUUCGCGUACGACAACGCCGCCACCGAAAUCUGCAACUCAUAACAACCUUCGAUAGAAAAAUCACCGCGUAUUGCCGUGAAGGUGACUUCCUUGUCUUAUCGUGAAGCAGUACCGUGAAGCCAACUUGCGCACCGAAAAUAGGGCAAAUUUUUUGAAAUUUCUAUAUCGAGUUAUACGAUAUAUUAAACUAACACCCCCACCCCAUUUUUUUGCGAGAUCGAUAUAUGACGGCCUGACUGUAGUAAGAUCCACUGCAGGCUGGAUUGAAAAAAAAAAGGAAACAUUUGUUU
Molecule: messenger RNA, 3174 nt
Organism: Rhipicephalus sanguineus (brown dog tick)
Lineage: Eukaryota; Metazoa; Arthropoda; Arachnida; Ixodida; Ixodidae
Product: alpha-(1,3)-fucosyltransferase C
Exons: 3
Coding region: 51-1259 (402 amino acids)
Cellular component (GO): membrane
Molecular function (GO): alpha-(1->3)-fucosyltransferase activity
Source: RefSeq, a predicted model, not a curated record